Messenger RNA from Tetrahymena thermophila SB210, 813 nucleotides. Its product is annotated as bromodomain protein. Lineage: Eukaryota; Ciliophora; Oligohymenophorea; Hymenostomatida; Tetrahymenidae. The record is from RefSeq and is a predicted model, not a curated record. The transcript has 7 exons. Gene Ontology annotation, molecular function: protein binding.
AUGUCAGGUUUUAAGUCUUCUCUUAAAUUAAACUAGCAUACUAAUAUAGGAAAAGAAGAACUCAAAAAGCUAAAUCAAAUGCUAAGUUAGCUCUUGCAAAACAAUGAUUCAAUUGAAUUUAGAUAAGCAGUUGAUUGGAAAGCUUUGGGUUUGAUGGACUAUCCAAAUAUUAUUAAAUACCCCAUGGAUUUAGGCACAUGUAAAGAAAAGUUAAAGAAUAAUGAAUACAACUUCGUCGAAGAUUGCCUUGAUGAUAUAUAAAUAGUUUGGGAUAACUGUAAAAAUUAUAAUGCUGAAGGAUCUUGGAUUUAUAAAUUAGCAGAAAAGUUGGAAAAGCACUUUAAAAAUAUGAUUAAGAAUUAUCUCCCUUCCAUAUAAUUUAUGAAUGCUGUAGUCAAAAAGGAAAAGCUCUCCUAGAUGAAGAUUAAUCAAGAUGAGAAUAGUUCAUCUCAAAAUGGAGACUAACCAACUCCAGCUAAUAAUACAACUAAUGGAAACAAAAAUAAUGAUGCAAAUAAUGGUACAAGCUAGAAUUAAAAUUAAAUAUAUCAAGAAGAAGAAGCCAGUGAAUCUAUAACAUCUUAAGAUAAAAUAUUAUUCUCCUAGAAAAUAAAGAUGCUACCCACUGAAUAGCUCGGUAUGAUAGUACUUAUGAUUUAGAAUAGUGCUUCUUAAGCAUUUAAAGAUAUUGAUAAAGAAAAAUGUUAGAUUCUAGUAGACUAAAUAGAUCCAGAAACAUUUAAGAAAAUUAAUCAGUAAAUCGAUUUAUGGAAUGUUAGUACUGAAACUACUACAAAGAGAGUGAAGAUUUGA